Vidua chalybeata is the source of this 989-nucleotide messenger RNA. RefSeq lists its product as uncharacterized. The transcript has 2 exons. The record is from RefSeq and is a predicted model, not a curated record. The coding region runs from base 175 to 792 and encodes 205 amino acids. NCBI's taxonomy places the organism in Eukaryota, Metazoa, Chordata, Aves, Passeriformes, Viduidae.
AGGAGCGAGACUCGUGGGCGCUGAGGGCGGGCGGGUGCGGAAGCCCCGGGGGAGGCUCCGCGGCGCGCUCCGGGUACGGCCGGCACGGCCGGCGCUGGCCCUGCCGGGCGGAACAGCCUCUGCGCCCGUGCCAGGGCUGCCUCUCAGGAGCAGGCUGAGAGGUGUGAGAUCAGGAUGCCUCUUGCGGGAGUGUCGCGCGGGCGUGAGGGCAGCGUUUGUGUCCAGCCUGACUCAUUCUGCGAUUGGCAGAAUUGUAGAAUCGCAGAGUCACAGCACGGUUCAGGCUGGAAGGGACCACCGUGGCUCGUCUGCUCCAACCUCCCUGCUCUAGCAGGGUCGCCCCAGAGCACGAGGCACAGGAUGGCAUCCAGACGGCUCUGGAACAUCGCCAGGGUGGGAGACUCCACAAUCUCUCUGGGCAAUCUGUACAAGUGUGUGGUCACCCACAGAGUAAAGUUCUUCCUCAUAUUCAGGUGGGUGCAGGACCUUCCCAGUGGUUUUACACAUCAACAGUCACAUUGGAAAAAUGCCACAGAGCUCCUCCAGCAAGACACGGUGGGAUCCCAGCCCCAGGCCCACAGUGCCCAGGUGAGUGGAGAACCUCUGGGCAUUCCACACCCCUCCACAGGAACCGCGAGCUGCAGGAGAAUGUUCACCAGCUGUGCCCCUCCACUUCUUAGGGUGUGGAUUAAGAUGUCAUUCACCAUCUUAGCAGAAAAGACAAACAUUCAGAGAUUCAUUACCUCAAGGAGUAGUAAGAGAAUAUCACCAUCUUGUGUUUCAUCUCAAUAGUUCACACCCUCUUGGCAUUUUUGUCUUUGCAAAUUAUUUCUUGAGGGUUUAAGUUACCAGUUUCUGUAUUCAUUUUUCACAAAAGCAACUUAGAAGUUUUGGGUUUUUUUCUUCGCUAUUACCAAGUCAGGAAUCUUGCUGCUCCUGCAGAAAAAGUAACUCAUUUUUCCAUUUUACCAAGCUGAAAAGGCUCAUAC